AGACUUGAGGUAAGAGAGGGUUCUCUAGGGUUAACAAGGACGGCCUUGGAGUCUGCAAGAGAUUCCGGUGUUGAAUUGGGUCUUGCUGAAGGUUUCGCUCUUUAUAAUUGUAUCAAUUCUCAUUUUUUUCUUGGCGUGGCGUCGAUCAAUUUGGUUCAUUCCCUCUUCAUCUAAGGUUACCAUUUCUUCUUCGAUUAACUUCUAUCGUAUAUCUUGCGAGUUCCAUUUUCGUUGUCCAUAUACCUGCGCACUCUCUUUUUUCAUGGACACUUCAGUCUUGAGCCUCCCACUCCUGAGUUUAUGAUCAUGGCUUCUAUGGUUGAGAGGAAACAGCGAGGUGGCAUUCUUUCGAACUGUGGUGAAUGUCGGGUGGAGGAAUAACGUUUUGCGCACUGGACUAGCUAACCUAUAAAGCCUAAUCUGUCCUUGUUCACAAUUUUCCAAAUUGUUGAUCAUGAAAAGAAAUUUGAGAGUGUUGUCGUCCAAAAAUGCACAUAAGAUUGCUAAUCAUGAAGAUUUAACAUUUUGGGAUUAGUAGACAGAUGAUAGAAACACGCAACAGGCAUAAUUACUGCCUUAUAUUGUUUGAGGAACAUCUUGUCGAUACGGAAGAAACAAGGCUAGAGAAUAGCGAGAGAGUUAUCCCCAUCAUGCAGUUUCGUCUUAUUUAGUGCUCCUCCAUCCUUUUUUAUAUGGCAAAAUCACCUACUGUACAUGAAUCAAGAAAACUAAUGUCUUUACCCAAGAACGGUUGAUCUAGUUAUAAGGAUUUGGCCCAUGUCAUAAGGUGGUGGGUUAAAUCGCUUAGUAAUGUGAGCAAUAGGUGACUUUUAACUUUUUUUGAUAAAAAAGAGAACAUGGUUUUAAGAUUACCUCAUCUUUCCACAGAUAUCCUUCAAUUGAUAUUCUCUUCCCUCUCACGCACUCCCUCUCAAUUAAACGAAGCCACCAUUUUCAGGGGCAGUUUUGGCAAAAAAACAUAUUAAUUACUGCCAAGAUUUUACAAAAACAUGUUAUAAAUAAGAAUACCAAAGCUUUCUAAAAGUCGCCUUGUAAUAUUGCUAAUAUGUUGCUUAUCGGAACUUAAUUUUAUGGCACCAGAGUGCACCUAUAGAAUUUGCUGGAAAAAAGGACUUGAAGAAGUCCUCUCCCACCCACCAAGUUGAUGGCGAAAUCCAAGAAACGCUCCAAAAGUCACACUAGCGGUCUUCUUCCCAACUUUCGCACGGGAAGGACUGAUUCAAAGCUUGCAGUGUCUAAAAAUUCUCGCACCCUGAAGAGCCUCAGCUUGAAUACUGAAGAUUAUGACGAUUUUCGUGUUCCAUUGGAAGUUUUGUCAUUAUCGAAAAUGUCACGUAUUGAAAGGAAGAACUUGAAGCUGAGGUUGAAAAUGGAACUCGAACAAGUUAGGAAAUUUCUGAAGAAAGUUGCCCCUGUGAACUCAGAUCUCCCUGCAUUGUCUGCGUCUAGUGCCAUAAGGAGCUGCAAUGGGCAGGAGAGGUCUGAAUCGGAAAAUCAGCAUAGAUUACUUGAAGUAUCAGCUACACAAGCUAAGAAAAGGGCCUCAUUAGGACAUAAUGGUCCUAAAAACAAAAGAAGGAUAGAAACUAUGAAAAUUGCAGCACAAGUGACAUCCUCAAAUGCUAUGUUGAUGAAGCAGUGUCAAGCUUUACUAGACUGUUUGAUGUCACGUCAAUAUGCUUGGGUUUUUAACACUCCAGUUGACAUUGUAGAGCUGGAAAUUCCUGAUUAUUUUACUGUCAUCAAGCAUCCGAUGGAUUUAGGUACUGUGAAGAGUAGAAUAACUUCAAGCCAAUAUUCAAGUCCGAUGGACUUUGCUGCUGACGUGCGGUUAACUUUCUCAAAUGCAAUGAGUUACAACCCUCCUGGCAAUGACGUACAUAUCAUGGCAAAAACACUUAGCAAGUAUUUUGAAAUGAGAUGGAAAGCUAUUGAAGAGAAGAUCCCUGUGGCUAAUAUGGCACUUAAGUCUUCAAAACCUACUACUGGUGUAGGAACUGAAAUUUCAGACCGACCUCCUCCCUUAAAGAAGAAGAAAAUUAGAUCCGAUGACACUGAUGUCAUGCCAGAGCCUGUUAAAAGAAUCAUGACUGAUGACGAGAAGCAUAAAUUGAGCUUGGAGUUGGAAGCACUGCUUGGAGAGUUGCCUACUUCCAUUGCCAAUUUCUUAAAAGAACACAGCUACCGUGCAGAUGAAACGAAUGAUGAUGAAAUUGAGAUUGACAUUGAUGCUCUCAGUGAGGAGACCUUAGUCCAACUGCGGAAGCUUCUGGACAGCUAUAUGCUGGAGAAGCAGAAAGUCCACGAAAAAGCUGAGCCUUGUAAAGUGAAGCUUCUAAAUGAAUCAUUACCACUGUGUAUAGGCAAUGAGCCUGUUGAGGAGGAUGUGGACAUUAUUGGCGGGUGUGCUGUUCCUGUUGUUAGUUAUCCUGCCCUGGCAAUUGAGAAAGAUGGCGCCACUGCCAACACAAAUAGAUGUAGUAAUAGUGAUAGUUCAAGCAGCUCGAGUAGCGAAUGUGGUUCUUCAUCCAAUGGUUCAGAUAUGAGUAGUUCGUCUGGAACUGAGUCAGAUGCUGCCGAAGUUUCAAAAACUCCUAGUGAGCUAAAGGAAAAUGUAGCUUCUGUUCUGACUCUAGAUCCAGGCAAAGGAAUCAUGGUGUUUCAGAAACAAGGAAGGAUUCAAAGGGUAAGCUUGAGAAAUGAAGGAGUCUGUCUGCUGUUAAUUUUGGGGCAUGAUCUCACCUUUCAUGCUGUAACAUUAUUUAUAGGGGAGAGUGCUUCUGAGAGGCAAGUCCCCCCAGAAAAGCUCUCCCGUGCCGCUUUACUAAGGAGCCGCUUUGCUGACACCAUACUUAAAGCCAAAGAAACGGCCUUGGAAAAGCAGGACCCUCACAAACCUAUAAUAGGGAGAGAACAACUUGAAAGGCGGAGAACAGAGAAAGCCCAACUAGAGGCAAAGGCAAAGGCAAAGGCAAAGGCUGCAGAAGAGGCUCAAAGAAAAGCUGAAGCAGAAGCUGCUGCUGCGGCCAAAAGGAGAAGGGAACAAGAGAGAGAAGCGGCUCGUCAAGCCUUGAAACAUAUGGAGAAGACUGUGGAUAUCAAUGAAAACUCUCAACUUUUGAAAGACCUGGAGAUGCUGGGAAUUGUAAAUAAUGAACAUCUGCCAAGUUUCCCUGAGAAGGCAAGGCCAGACCAUCUUUUAAACGGGUUAAGCAGUUUCAAACUAAAGGUGGGGAGUGACCCAUUAGGACAGCUAGGAUUGUGCAUGAAAUUUGAUGACGACGAGGAUGAGAAUGAUGAACUAUCACAAUCAACGAAUGGUGCCGAAGGAGAAAUUGAUUGAUAUAAGGAAGUAGAGCUAAUAAUGCGAUGCUCAUGUUCGUGCUACGCUUUCAUGUAAACAGCGACAUAUUUUGAUUAAUCAGACUAUUUGAACCUGUACAUAAAA
Molecule: messenger RNA, 3469 nt
Organism: Neltuma alba
Lineage: Eukaryota; Viridiplantae; Streptophyta; Magnoliopsida; Fabales; Fabaceae
Product: transcription factor GTE10-like
Exons: 10
Coding region: 1166-3364 (732 amino acids)
Molecular function (GO): protein binding
Source: RefSeq, a predicted model, not a curated record